Limanda limanda (common dab) is the source of this 3457-nucleotide messenger RNA. RefSeq names its product ADP-ribosylation factor-like 4ab (gene arl4ab). Lineage: Eukaryota; Metazoa; Chordata; Actinopteri; Pleuronectiformes; Pleuronectidae. Gene Ontology annotation, cellular component: cytoplasm. Gene Ontology annotation, biological process: intracellular protein transport; vesicle-mediated transport. Gene Ontology annotation, molecular function: GTPase activity; GTP binding. The record is from RefSeq and is a predicted model, not a curated record. The transcript has 2 exons. Bases 167 to 775 code for a protein of 202 amino acids.
UUGACGUGAGGACAUGAUCAGAGACACAGCAGAGCCUGAACACGCUGUCUGUGUGUCAUGGAUUAACAUCAACAUUGUGCUGGCUUGAGAGCUGCAGUCCCCCGGGGGAAUAAAAGCCGGCGUGCUGAAUAUUUUGGUGGAGGCUUCUCCUGCUGUGUGUGCCAAGAUGGGGAACGGAUUAUCGGACCAUCACUCUCUCCUCCCAUGCCUCCCUUCCUUCCAGGCUCUUCACAUUGUCAUUUUAGGACUGGACUGUGCGGGCAAAACCACUGUGCUUUAUCGUCUGCGUUUCAAUGAGUUUGUGAACACUGUACCAACCAAGGGGUUUAACACAGAGAAGAUCAAAGUGUCAAUCAAAGGCAGUCGGCGGACGGCGUCCUUCCACUUCUGGGAUGUGGGCGGCCAGGAGAAGCUGCGGCCGCUGUGGCGGUCUUACACGCGCUGUGCAGAUGGCAUCGUGUUCGUGGUCGACUCUGUGGAUGCGGAGCGCAUAGAGGAGGCCAAGACGGAGCUGCACAAGAUCACGCGGCUGGCAGAGAAUCAGGGUGUGCCAGUUCUGGUGGUGGCUAACAAGCAGGAUUUGAGGAACUCGCUCAGUCUGGCUGAGAUGGAGAGUAUGUUGGCUCUGGGCGAGCUCAGCACGGCCACACCCUGGCACCUACAGCCCGCCUGUGCUAUCAUUGGCGAGGGGCUGCAGGAAGGUCUGCAGAAGCUGCACGCCAUGAUCAUGAAGAGGAGGAAGAUGCUGCGGCAACAGAAGAAGAAGAAGAGAUGAUGUGCCGAGAGUGGAAACUACAACAUGUGAGCAGGAUUCUGAGGCAACAUGAGAAAAGUUGAUUGUGUUUGCUAAGAAAAGAGACAAAACUAUUCCUGUCCAGUUCGGCUUCCCCUCUCAAGUCUGCCCAGCUGAGUUUGAGCAUUCCCGUGGAAAUGUUGGAGUUAGCCAUCGUUUGGCUCCCGAGGAGGACUGCAGGAUUGAUUUAUGCCCUGUGGACUCUCCCGUAAAGUCAGUACAGUAUUAUGCUAUACAGAAGCAAACUAUGAAGUUUACACUGAAGUCUUAGUGAGGGACAAUGAGCUCUGACUUUUCUGUUUUAUGUAAUUUGUUAAAACACAUGCUGCUUCUCCAGUCUUUGAAUUUGUAUUUAGUCAAAGCUUGAGUUAAGAUUACAGAUUGAGUCAUAUUUGAAAAAAAACAACUAAAAACAUCAAAGUGGCAAACGCCAGUGGACAGAGUACUGGAUAAUUGUACCUAAGUGAAAGUACGCAUAACUUGUGUACCCAGAUUAAGUAGGUCAGAGGGACUUUAAAGAGCGAUAUAGCUUUAAGGUAAAAAGGCAUAUACACUGUUCCCUUAUGAGACCGAUAAAGAACCCUUAUGAUACAUUCCUUCUAUGGCCUUACUAGAAUAAUCCAGAAAAAAUAGGACAAAACUCAGAAUAUAAACAAUAGUGAAGAUCAAUAAAGAAAAUGUAUGGCAGGUUUCCAUAAAUCCAAGUAGAAACAACAGAAUAAAUCAACACUAUGACCAAAAGCAAUAUUAACAAUAUAAGAUCCACAAACACAUGUAAAAAUAACAAAAAUAAAGUGUGUGCGGUCCUCCCAGACUGUGAAGUACACACGCACACAGCGCCACAUUGCUAAGCAGCAUAGUGAUCUAUGGUCGCCUCUUGACAGGAAGUUAUGACAGUCAGUGGAUUUGUUGUCGUAUUCACUUGUCUGAAUGUCAAUAUUUGAGCCGCAUUCACUGUGAAGUCCCUAAAGAAUCAAAGUACAGUACUAUAGAACAACAUUACCCAAAAUACUCACACAGUACACAGCAAGUGACUUUUUGUCACAUUCAUGGGAGUAAAUGCUCAUUACACCCCUGCAGUAAAGUGACAGUAUUUUGUAUCCAUGUUACAGUGUGAGUCCAGAAGUUUACAUGAAGAUUGAUGGUGGUGUACUUAAUUCAUUGAUACACAACAAUUGACAAAUCUGAGCACAGCCACAGCCGAAAGUCUUCACAACACAUCAGUGUUAAAUGUCAGGGUUUUGGUGCCAGUCCUUCAGAGUGAAGAAACACUUGUUUUUAAACUUGUCACUCAGCUCCGACAUGAAGUACACAGCAGUGAGGGAAGGAGAGUCCGUUUUAUUUUCACUGACAGUUGCAACAAAAGACCAGAGUGCAGUGCAGACACACUGCUCGGUUUCUAUUAGUACAAGGCUGCUAGUUGCUCUGUACCAGUACAUGACCUUAGUUUCGGUUGAUGAUGGAAAGUUACACAGUUUAAAAUCAUCAAUAUGCAAAGUCAGUAAAAUGCCAAAGAAUCUUGAAGUUGUUAAUAUAUCACCUGAUAUAUUAUCAGGAUUAAACUUGAAAACCUUAAUUAUUUCCCCUAAACAUGUAGUAUUGGUAUAGCCAUGCUACCGUGUGAAUUAACAUUGUUUUAGGAGUGUCAGCUGGCUAAUUUUCAACAUAACAUAACUUGAUCAAAUGUUAUAUGUAUAAACAUAUGCAUCCAUACAUUUGUUUUUCAUAAAAAAAGACUCAAAUGCUCCUAAUGAUGCUUAAAUCAGAAUCUAUCUGCUGAAAGAUUAGAGUAGUAUGAAUUUAACAUUCAGCAGCCUAGAUUUGAAACCCGUUUUCAAAAUUUGCAAUAUAUUUUGUAAAAUUAGCUAGUGCGCUAACAUUAGUUGGCCCUCCCUGCAAGUCAACAUUCCUUAGCUAACAAUAGUGAGCUCACCACAUAACAUUGGUAUAACCUACCACUGCUGUUUACAGUGAUUCUGCUUUAAUGCUCUGUAGUUAGCUAUCAAUAUCCAUCAGUCUAAUUUAAUAUAACUGCAUUUUUCAAUCAUAGAUUCAGCUUCACUCAUUUUCCUUUGUCAUAGUCUGUUUAAGUUUUUAAGUCAUGUAAAUAAUGAAUAAAAAAUCAUUAUAAACUGUGAUGAAAGAUUUUGUAGUUGGCUAAAUAGAUAAAUGAAUAACAGGUCAAUACAAAGUAGAUGAUUUUAAAAACAGUGUACGAGCCACCAGUUGUCUCCUCGUGGCUGUAACAGGAGAGAAUGAUUGGCUGCUGGGAGAAGCUGUGACCUCAUCACCAACACCGCUCCAUAUACGUGUGUCUUGUGGAUUUGUAAACGUGUUGAUCGACAGGCUCAGCUGGCCCAGCAGGAAUAGUCCCCUGUCGAGUGUCCGUCCUCAGAUACAGGCUGGUGUCCGAGCCAGUCUCACCUAUCUGACCACGCCGAGCCCGCGCCUGAAUGCACUUUAGUGGUCUUUGUCCUGAACCUCAAAUGGACACUGACAAGAAUUGUGAUUCUAGAAGUGAAAGAGGUGAAACAUUGCUUCAAAGGAAGCGUUUUACACAUCUCACUGUUCCCAGAUUUCACUCCCCCACUCUGUAAGGGGUUUGAUAUUUAUGUGUUUGAUCCACUUUGUUCACUUGGAAUAAAAGCUACAACAGGUUGGUUA